GCAAAUAAAAAUCCCACCUUGCCUGCUCUGCGUUUCCGAGGCGAGCGAAACCCUCGAGCGCCACUGGAACUCAUCUCCAAUGUCCGGCACUCUCCAUCUCGUCUCCGGCAACGUCUCAGGUUAUGUGAUCUAUGAUGGCAAAUGUAUUCCUUGCCCAGGGGCAUCUGCAAGAGCAGCUCCACCUCUUUAUUCUUCUCCUGGAUUAGGCAGACUCUUUCACAGUGUUAAUGUCAUUUCAAAAAAGUUUCCUGCUUAUGGUGCGAGGAGGCCAUUUUUAGCAUGUCGAGCAAGUUCCAACAGCCAAAGAAGGAACCCGGAUUUCUCAAGGCAAAACAAAGGCAUCUCUAAAGGCAGGGGGAGGCAAUUCCAUGGUCAAGACAAUUCUCAGAAUGCUGAAGAUGGUGAUGUACUGUCCUCCAAAAAUGGGCCACUAUUUUCUCUUUCUGGCAACCAAAGGUAUCAAGCUACUGCUACUCCAGGUAAAAGGGAGAGGGAGAUUGUUGAGCUCUUCAGAAAAGUCCAAGCGCAGUUACGUGAACGAGCAGCCAUCAAGGAAGAGAAGAGAAUUGAUGCUACGCAGCAAGGUCAAAGUGAGAGAGGGACUGUAGAUUCGCUUCUCAAGUUAUUGAGGAAACACUCAGUUGAUCAGGACAGAAAGACUUCUGAAGAAGAUGAUGAUAAUGACCUGCUAGACAGAAGCAAUCCAUUUGAGGAUGAGCGAGUCCCAAACUUCUUUGAUUCUAAUAAUAUCAACGGAGAAGUUAAUGCGCCAGAACCUGCUCCAAACCGCAGGCCAACUUCAAAUUUCAAGCGGAGAUCUCCUGUUCCAAGGGUGAAAUUUCAACCAGUAUUUGCAGCAGAUGAAGAUGAAAAUGCUAUUUCCCUGUUGAAUAUUCAGGGAAAGAAAGGAUCUAGUAUUGAUGUGCCUAAUAGAUCUGGUACAACUGAUCAAAUUGUGGAUUCGGUUUCUUAUGUAGAGCCCAAUGGAGUAUCUUUAGAUGUUCCAUCAUAUUCUUCCGAGUAUGAUGAAACUUCUUUAGAGUUUACUGAAGUAAGCUACAGAACCAAGGGGGCGUGGACAUGCAAAGUCUCGAGGCAUCAAAGGUUCUUCAAAGAUAGAAGAGAAGUUCUGGAACAGCUGAUCAAGAAGUUUUGGAUUCAGUUUCAUUCACUGAGCCGGAGCCGGAGCCGGAGCCGGAGCCAGAGCCAGAGCCAGAGCCAGACGAAUUAUCAUUUAGAUGUGCCAUCCUAUUCUUCUGAUGCCCAUGAAAUCCUGGAAGAAGUUGCAAAAUCAUCAGUUUUAGAGCCUACUGACUUGAGCUCCUUGAAACUCUCAGAACUGAGGGACAUUGCAAAAUCUCGCAGUAUUAAAGGUUAUUCAAAGCUGAAGAAAAGUGAUCUUGUUGAACUUUUAAGUGGAGAUGAUGUCUGAUAAUUUGGUGUUUAGGCAUUGAUAAUGUUUAAUUCACGCAUCGGCUCCACUGUUUAUUUUCAUUCCAUCAUCUAUAUUUCUUUCUAGUUAGUUUUCAUUUUUAUCUUUAUUUUUGGCAGUUUUGGUACCAGAGGGACUAACAAUGGAAAGAAAUCCGUCUUUUGUUUGUUAUUACGUUUGUCUGA
Messenger RNA from Dioscorea cayenensis subsp. rotundata (Guinea yam), 1617 nucleotides. Its product is annotated as SAP-like protein BP-73. Gene Ontology annotation, biological process: DNA-templated transcription termination. NCBI's taxonomy places the organism in Eukaryota, Viridiplantae, Streptophyta, Magnoliopsida, Dioscoreales, Dioscoreaceae. The record is from RefSeq and is a predicted model, not a curated record.